Dimorphilus gyrociliatus is the source of this 2192-nucleotide messenger RNA. NCBI's taxonomy places the organism in Eukaryota, Metazoa, Annelida, Polychaeta, Dinophilidae. The record is from the annotation of a GenBank genome assembly.
UAAUACUUCGAGCACAUUACAAACUGUAAAUAAUAGGGAAUUAUGGGUAAUGGGAGAAAAGUGAUGAAAAUCUAAUUUCCUGCCUAUUUAUUCGUUCUAAAUGAUUAGGCUAAAUUUUUUGUAGCCGACAAGAAGAGAAAAUGAGAGAGAGCGAGCUGUAGAGAACGCGGAGAAAGAGCAAAAGUUUAAUAAUUUUUAUUACAGAUGCAAAUUCUAUCAUUUAGAAAAAAAUCGUUUAAAACAAGAAUCGAAAGAAAGGUGAUAGGCUUAAAAGAAAUUAAAAAAGUGCAACAGCCUGUGUUUUACGGUUGUAUAUAUUAUAACUGCUGACGGGGUUUACCCAACACUUAUAAGACUAUUUCCAAAGUCUGAAUAAGAGUUUAAACAAAACUUUUCAUAUCUUCCCUCAUUAUUUAAUUUUCCUUCUUUUGUUCGUCUAAUUGAAAAGUAUCAAUUAUGAGAGAGAUUGUGCAUAUUCAAGCAGGACAAUGUGGAAAUCAAAUCGGUUCAAAGUUUUGGGAGGUUAUAUCGGAUGAACAUGGAAUUGAUCCAUCGGGCACCUAUAGUGGCGAAAGCGACGUUCAAUUAGAAAGAGUAAACGUCUAUUAUAGCGAGGGAACCGGUGGCAAAUACGUUCCACGCGCUGUUCUAGUUGAUCUCGAACCAGGGACAAUGGAUUCAGUGAGAUCUGGGCCAUUUGGAGAAAUAUUCCGCCCAGAUAAUUUUGUGUUUGGUCAAAGUGGGGCUGGUAAUAACUGGGCAAAGGGCCAUUAUACAGAGGGUGCGGAAUUAAUUGAUGCUGUACUAGACGUGGUCAGAAAGGAGGCCGAAUGUUGCGAUUGCCUUCAAGGAUUUCAACUAUGUCAUUCAUUGGGCGGGGGAACUGGUUCUGGAAUGGGUACACUUCUCAUUUCAAAAAUUAGGGAAGAAUAUCCCGAUAGAAUAAUGAAUACUUUUUCUGUUGUUCCAUCACCCAAGGUGUCUGAUACUGUGGUCGAACCGUAUAAUGCAACAUUAUCUGUUCAUCAACUAGUAGAAAACACCGAUGAGACUUAUUGCAUAGACAAUGAAGCCCUUUACGAUAUUUGCUUUAGAACCCUUAAAUUAACCACGCCUACAUACGGUGAUUUAAAUCACCUUGUUUCCGCAACAAUGUCAGGAGUAACGACGUGUUUAAGAUUUCCAGGCCAGUUGAAUGCUGACCUUAGAAAGUUGGCUGUUAAUAUGGUACCAUUUCCUCGGUUGCAUUUCUUCAUGCCAGGCUUUGCCCCUUUAACUUCUCGUGGCAGUCAAAUGUAUAGAGCAUUGACGGUUCCCGAACUUACACAACAAAUGUUCGACGCUAAAAAUAUGAUGGCCGCAUGCGAUCCACGUCACGGACGAUACUUAACUAUUGCCGCCAUGUUCCGAGGAAGAAUGUCGAUGAAAGAAGUUGAUGAACAGAUGUUGAACAUGCAAAACAAGAAUAGCACAUAUUUUGUCGAAUGGAUUCCAAAUAAUGUAAAAACAGCGGUAUGCGAUAUCCCACCUAGAGGUUUAAAGAUGUCAGCAACAUUCGUAGGAAAUAGCACAGCUAUCCAACAACUGUUUAAAAGAAUUUCUGAGCAAUUUACAGCUAUGUUCAGAAGGAAAGCUUUCCUCCAUUGGUAUACUGGAGAAGGUAUGGACGAAAUGGAAUUUACGGAAGCCGAGUCCAAUAUGAAUGAUUUAGUAUCUGAAUAUCAACAAUACCAAGAAGCGUCGGCGGAAGAAACAGAAUAUGACGAAGAAGAUGAAGAUGAAGAGGAUAUAAAACAGGAAGGUUAAAUCCAACAAUAAAAACAAUAAUUCUCUCUCUUUCCUAGAUUCAUGAAGUUUAUUAAUAUCUCUGUACUUUUUUUUAACGGGAAAGGUAGUUUUAGCAUUAUAGAGGUUGCGUAAUCUUACCAGGUGUUUGUUUAGUCAACGCUUUAUAAAAAAGAAAGAUAAAAAAAAUGAAAUAUACACCUAAAGUAUAGCGUUCAUUUAGCUCUUUUUCUUUUCUUUCACUCCCUUUUUAUUCCUCUCUCUCUCUCUCUCUCUCUCUUUUCUACAAUUCUUUUAAUACACGUACAAUAAUAUUUAAACUAUACACACAAAAAAUUGAAAGAAUAAACAUAAAAGAAAGGAAGUUAAUUAUUACCUUUAUUCUCUUUCUUCUCUUUUCUUAAAAG